Messenger RNA from Aspergillus terreus NIH2624, 813 nucleotides. RefSeq names its product flavin reductase family protein. The coding region runs from base 1 to 813 and encodes 270 amino acids. Gene Ontology annotation, molecular function: FMN binding. The transcript has a single exon. The record is from RefSeq and is a predicted model, not a curated record. Lineage: Eukaryota; Fungi; Ascomycota; Eurotiomycetes; Eurotiales; Aspergillaceae.
AUGUCGACGAACACAACCACCUCCGCCUUUUUCAAAACUGGCGACGACUUUGAGAAGAUCCAGGCUUCGCGACCGGAUUUCAAGCGGGACACAGAGGUCACUUUCACCAAGCCGCCCAAUCCGGACUGGAAGCAGGGCGACGGCGCCAACGAUGGGGGCGAGUGUCUCAAGAAGAAGCAUAUCGAGAUUGACCCAUACGAAGAGGGAAGACCUGUGUCGUCCAACUAUAAGAUCCUCAUCUCUGGCAUGGUUCCUCGCCCGAUUGCCCUCAUUAGCACCAAGUCCAAGGACGGAAAGACAUGCAACUUGGCGCCAUUCAGCUAUUCGCAAGUCAUCAAUCAUGACCCUCCCCUCUUUGCGGUCGGGUUCGUGGGUUCCCUUGAAAACGCUAAGGAUACGGUGAAGAACCUGGCCGAGUCCGAAGAGUGUGUGAUCAACAUCAUCUCGGAGCACUUUGUCGAGGCGGCGAAUGCGACCGCGAUCAACGCGCCCUACGGGGUCUCUGAAUGGGAGAUAUCGGGGCUCCACCAGGCUCCCAGUUCUGUCGUUCAAGCCGCGCGGGUGAAGGAGUCGAUCCUGUCCAUCGAAGGCAAGCUUGUUGAAUUCAGAGAGUUCGAAAGCCGACAAACGCCGGGCAAGAAAACGGGAGUUCUCGCUAUUAUCGAGGGCGUCCGAUUUUGGGCGCGGGAGGACGCGAUUGACGAAGCGAAGAGUGUCAUUGAUCUGAAGGUUUUGAAACCGAUCAGCCGCUUGGGAGGGAUUCAAUACGGGCGGACUACCGAUGCGAUUGAGAUUCCUCGACCCAACUUCUAG